CACGCGUAUGAAGAGUACACAUCAUUACAUUAUUUAAGUGUAAAUUAUUGUGAUUUAAAGCAGUAAGUAGGUACAAACCCCACCCCACCCCAGGGUAUCGGAAGCAACACGUCAUGGAAUGACAAACAGCUGUCAACACAACAUCAGAACGUCACACGAUAAAGUAACAAAAUGGCGGCAUCUGAGGAAGAUUACAAAUAUUUGAAACGAACAGGAACUGCAGGGGUACGCGGUCACUUGUAUGAGACUAAACUACUUAGCCUGAUAUACUUCAGAUUAUUGCACGACGAUGAUUUCGAAGAGUUCUACCUAGGCACAAACGUUGACAAGCUGGGCUCAUUCGAUGACAUAUGUUUUAGAGCUAAAAUAAAAGGCUGUGCUCAGCCACUCGCAGUUUUCAUUCAAGCCAAACACAGAGAAAACAACUCGGUUUUAACAUUAAACAGUGGAGCUGAAAUGGAAAAGCAUUUACAAAGUUUCUUGGAAAUAAGAAAAAAACUCCAACCUGGAAGUAAGGAUAAGCUUUUCGAAGCGACAACCGAUAAAACACAAUGCCUGUGUGUUAUUUACACAACGGCAAAUGGUGAUAAAUCCUCUACAGUGUAUGAAGGUGCGAAUGCUGAAAAACUGAAUGAUUUGAUAGCAACGGCUGCUGGAGCCACCAAACCGGCCCAUCAUAGGCGCGAUAUAGAUCGUUUAUGUACAACAUAUUUGGAAUACCAAAUGCGCGCAUUCGCUCGUAAAAUGGCAAAGUGCAUCCACAGUGAGAUGAAAGAUUACCAGGAGCUGUCGACUGACGACCACGUUCUGCAGUACCACGUCAUUAUAGCCAAGAAUUUUUUUAACAUUUCCGACGAGCAGAUUAACGGUUUUCGCACCGCGAAUUUUAAAGAGGAUUUCUUAGACGAAGAGGGAGAACGUUUUUUGUUGACACAUUUUCAAGAAGAACUGUUUACUGAGAUAAUCAAAAGGCAAAAAUCUGCCGCAACAUGCGCGGGACUUGAUGACUGCACCUUCGUUGUCGAUGACAAAGAUAAAGUCAAGGAUGAAGACAUUGCAGCGAUGUACCACCACAUCGCGAGUAGUAUUAUUUAUAAAACAAAAAGAUUCAAAUUCAUUCACGCAACAUCUUCGGAAAAGCACAAUUUAAUACUGAACAAAAUCAACUCGACACUACACAACAGAAAUAUAGCAUUGAAAACAGCUCUUUUGAAAUAUUUGCCGCCAAAUGAAUUCCAAUUUAAAGUUCCGGCGUGGUUCGGCAAUAAAGACUUAACAUUGCGAGGUGAUGACAAGAAACAAGAAAAAAAACUGAAUGAUUUAACAUCCAAAAUCGUCGGGUUAUUAAGGAAAUCAUGCGGUGACCGCGAUCCUGUCGCCACUUUAGCCGACAUUCUCGUAUUCCCCAGUGUUUCAGGACCUGUCGUGAGCGUCACAAUAGAUGACUCUAUGGGUAAAGGAUUUCUUCAACUCAGUGGCGGCAUAGCAUCAGCUGUUGGAAAUUUACUAGUUCAACAUCCUUUUAGCGACCAGCUCAUCUUCACAACUGAAUACGAUUCAUUAGGUCCACUUGCUAAAAGAUUAUAUGACAAAUUACAAGCCGAACUCAAAAAUUUGACAUUAUACGCAUUUAACAUAGAUGUAAAACAUGCAUUUCCGAAACUUUCAAUGAUUCAAGGUCAUAUUUUUGACUUAAAAGAAAAUGCUGAACUUUUUUUCGAUAGCUUAUUAUUUUACACUUCACAACUCGAUGAAAAAAAAGUAGAAGAAACAUUAAUUUACGAGAUAAGUCAGCAUUUACCUGAUGACGUGCACAAUGAAGAGAUCACAUCCAACGCCAUAUAUCUCAAGUAUCAUGAUAACAUCCAGAAGUGGUGGAUGUCCAAAGACGGGACGUAUCUGUCGAAGACUGGGACUUUAUACAAAGAUGCUGUAGAGCAUACCACAGGCCUUCCCCUGACGAGCGUCAUGAACAUGAUGGAGACAUUGAAAAACAAACAUUAUGACUUUAACGAGAACGCUAUUCGUUCUAUUCCACUGGCACAGCAGCCAGCUCAAACUAUUAUAUUAACGGACAGCACCUCACUGACCAUUGCUAAGCUCGCAAAACAACUCAAUUAUAAAAACUUCAUCGUAUUGGAUUUGAAAUACAUCCUGAAUCUAGUAGCAAAAGAUGACAAAGCGUUACGUGAAGAACUAACGAAUUUGAAAGAGUCCAUAACAAUAAUAAUGGAUUUCAGUUAUUUACUGCAGAAGAAAAACUGUUUGCGCUCACAGAGGAAAUUCCAGGAACUUGUGAAAUCCAUUCAGAGACACAAAACCGUAAUAGUCGCAGACCAAGAAUCUUUCUACUUAGUUAAGAAAUAUUUCCCAAAUUCAAAUAAUGUGGUGAAGGAUACAACAAAUAAUCUAAUUGACAUGAGUGAGGAAUCUCGAACACAUGUAUUGGAGAACACACAAGUGAUGUUCCUCGGUAAUGAAGUAACUCUAUCUCAAGUAAUAGAUAACAAGUCAAUUGCAUACGUAGUAGGAAGUGUGAUUAAUAAGCUAAUGCUGGGCGAUUUACAAACACUUACAAUAGGAAAGUCGGUACACAACUCAAAUUACAAAAAAGAAAUGUACCUGGACCGGACACUGGAGGAUGUGGAAAUACUAGAUCGGAAUCAAAAAUCUUCGAUAACUAUAUGUGCUCAUGGAACAGUUUCAACAGUUGAAUAUCCUACUGAUGGAAUACUGUCGACCAGAGGAAGACAGGAUGUAGUUUAUGGUACUUCGUCUCAACCGAGUAAAGAAGGUGUGAAUCGGAUUCGGACGCGCAAAUAUAUCGACAACAACCUCAAAGUACUAGUUGGUGAUGCUGGAAUAGGGAAAUCCACUUUCCUGACUCACUUGUCACAUGAAGCAACGAAAGAACAGCAGGAUUCGUGGGUACUGAGGAUAAAUUUAAUACAACAAUGUAAGCAAUUCUCUGAGUGGCAGGAUAGCAAAAAAAGGAUCGAUGUUUUAGAGAGUCUUAAAUUCUUGUGCCAAGUAGCUCUCAGCAAGAAUCAUAACAACCAUGAAGAAAGCGGUCAAGUGAAAAUAGCACUUGAACAGUGUGACGGAUUGUUUCAUCUAAAAGAUUGCUCAGCUGAUGACUGGACAGUUUUCGAACUGAAAAUGUUUCUGCAUUAUUAUAAUACAAAAAGAGUGCUAAUCCUUCUAGAUGGCUUUGACGAAAUAUGUCCAAUGUAUGAAAAUGAAGUGACUGCAUUCAUAAACACACUACUUAGUGAAGACUGGCAGCCUCGCGGCCAUAAAAUGUGGAUCACGAGCAGAACUGUUGGCAAUUUAGAUUCGUCCAUAGGCCUGACAACAGGCAUGGUUUAUAAACUAACGCCACUAAGUGGCCGUGAUCAGGACGACUAUCUUAUACGUUAUUGGGAUGAAAAGGGUCUGUUAAAGGAUCUUAACGAUCAGCAGUUUCGAAACAUCCAUGACUUCGUUCGCAGUGAUGAUGUGUAUAAAUUGGUCAAGAAAGUCGAUAGCCACGAUGGCCCAAGAAAGGAAAUAGCUUUUCUCUCUGUUUAUUUAAGCUUGAUCCGCUAUUUAGCUUCAAGACUCAACAAACCAAAAUUUCGACAUUUCAAAUUACACGAAGUUGUAAUUGAGAGUCUCAAGGUACUCACCGAAUCUAUGUCGAAAAUGAAGAUCGACAAUGUCAUCUCUAUUCCCGUACACUUGAACAUGAUAGCGGAUUACUUGUUCAAUAAAAUACGAGAUACUGGCAAAAUACCAAAUACCUGGGAUUUAAACAUGAACCUUUUUGACAUAUACGAAGGUUUCUUAAAAACCAAACUGAAAAUACGAGUUCAAGAGAAAAACAAAAAUGAUCUGUUCACCCCCGAUAACAAAUCUGAUUUCGAAGAAAAGUAUGCGAAAUUUAUGGAAACACAUAAAAAGUUGGGCGCAUACGCAGUGUUCGGUAAAACUAAUACUCUUCAAGUGAUCUUCAUGCAACAGAAUGAAGAUCAGUUGAAGAGUAUUGUGGAAAUGGUUAAAGACCUGAAGCAGGACUUUUUGAAAACAGGAGUUAUAACGAACGUAGUCAACAAUGUACCAGUGUUCAUACACGCGACGUUUGCAGAUUAUUUUGCCGUCGAAUAUAUUUGUGAUUUAUUCAAAACUGACUUAGAUCGACCUUUCAUAUGGAAUUUUAUAUUAAAUGUGAUGUUUUUCAGUGGCAAUGUAGGAGUCCUCACAUUAUUCGAUGCUAAAAUGAAAACGAACGAAGAACUAGUUGCCCUUUUCAAAGUUGACAACGAAGUCGUAUGUGAUAUAUUGUUGAAUCAAAAUGUAGAUGGAGAUAUCAGAUCUUCGUUAGCUGAAGCAGUAAAGCACAACCUGCGUGCCAUAGGAGUGUUCUUGUGUUCUGCAGUUGCAGACAAUCUUACCGAUACUAGGCUGAAGGAUUUCAUAAAAAUCGUUAAAGAUACAAACAUUAUAAUGACGGCCAUUAAAAUGGAAUUUGAAGUAAUAAUUGUAGAAAUUGUCAAUCUUGUGAAAAGUACAGACUCGUCGAAAUUAGUUGAAUUGUUUGAAAAGUUUAAAUUUAUUAAAAAUAUUGAGAACAUAACUACUGACGAACUGAUACAAUUGUUACACAAGUAUUUGUGGAAUCGCAUGGAAAUAGAAUACGAUUGGAGUUUCGUUCGUGAGUUUGUUGGUCUAAUACAAUUUAUAUAGGCAGUGGAAACUAAACAUCAGGUUAGACUGGAAGCCGAUCCCAACAUAGUUGGGAAAAAGGCUCGGAGGAUGAUGAUGAUGCUUAUAAACUCUUUUGCAAAAAAAGCGGGCACCUAUGCGAAAUCUUAGUUUUAAGGACUUUACGUGUAUUUCAAAGGGUUUCAAUGAUUGUAGUAUGUUUCUAUCAUCAAAAGGGUUAGCCACGCAUGCGUGACAGUGUAUUCUAAAUUUGAAUUUGGUACAAUUGCUAAGAAAUUGGUUACAGUACCGUAUUUUCUUGUGUACAGUAUUUUCUUGUAUGGCGGCGAUUAUCAUUUGUUAGUAUUUAGGGAGUUAGAACGUGUUUAGUGAAAUAAUAACUAUGUCUUAAAUCUGCUGCAGCUUCUACUUGUAUUGACAAUUUGCUACAGGUAUUUUAGUACGAAAUGUUCUAUUUAAAAAGGGGAACAAAUAUAAUGACCACCAUAAAAUGCUUUGAUACCCUUAGUUUUGUAACCAGAAAUAUCUACUGAACACCAGAAAAAUAAAGUCUAAAAAUGUAAUAGUACCAGCUAUUUUAGUCACGACUUCACUUUAAAUUGUAUUCGACCACCAAAUUUAGUAAAUGAUCACCAACUCUUGACGACCAAAUUAAUGUAUUAUUUUUGCCUAAAUAAGUCACUGUGAUUGCCAUAAAAUGUAGGCUUAUUACCAAAUAAAGUAUUAUGAAGCCAUUUUAAGUUAUGUGUCCGGCUUGCAAUGCAUGCGUGAGUGUCAGUAUGACGAGUGACAGGGGAAAAUGGAAGAAAAUGACAUAUUGCGCCGACCCCAAGUAAAAUUGGGAACAGGGCAGGAGAAAGAAGAAGAAGAAUGUGUUUCUCAAUACACUCCCUCGAAAACACACUCUUAUCGCACUGUUUAGAGGCAUGCAAUAGACAAUUUUCCACCUUAGUGCAGGAAAAGGGUCCCCACAAUGUUAUUACAUUUAUUGUAUCAGGCCGAACUUAUUUUUUUGGAGUCAGUUUACUUAAACAGGAUAGCAAGAUGUAAAAACUUUUAUUAUCAUUUUAUAUUAAAACGUUAGUCUAAUUUUGAUGAUCAUUUACUACUUUUGGUGAUCAUUUACUACUUUUGGGAUAACAAUGAUUUAUUUGGACUCAUUUUGCUUAAAUAGGAUAGCAGAAUUUAAAAACUUUGGUUAUAAUCUUACUUUAAAAUGGUGAUUUAAUUUUGGUGAUCAUUUACUAUUUUUGGCUUACGCAUGAUUUAUUUUGGAGUAAUUUCACUUAAAUAGGAUAGCAAAGUGUUAAAACUUUGGUUAUAGUUUUACAUUAAAAUGCGAGUUUCAUUUUGGUGAUCAUUUACUAUUUUUGUCUGCUAUUUGUUACUAUAUCUGGUGGUCAGUUAAACAUAAGCCUUUAAAAGCCCUUUCCAGUGAUAUAUAACUCAUUACUAGAGAAGGAAUCUAAGAACUUGAAACUAACUAUCUACUAAACUAACUAAUAUAUGCUCUAACAUCUAAAGUACUAAGAAUUGGUAAGUAGUAUGUUAGUACAAAAUGUAACUCUUGAAAAGACCUUUCAAAUGAUGUAUGACUCAUUGCUAGAGGGGGAGUAGACCAACAUUCAAACAUUUCGCCCAUUGUCCUUUCUUGUGAGAUAAGCUUGUACAAUUAUUUUUUUAAAUUAUUCUUGUCUGUGUUUUUAUGUAUACAUAAACUGUUAAAUAAAAAUAUAAAGGUAUAUUAACUUUCACAAAACAAUUUAUUUAACAGCAAACAAAUUGACAUAACAUUUGUUUGGUAUAUUAUGAAAACAAAUUAAAAAUUGUUUCACUAAAAGCAUCAGUUCAGACGGUUUCCAAGCGUAUCCUCUUGCGAAUAGCGUCGGUUUUCGCUUGCCACGGCACUGGACAACCACGGUUCUGGUACUGGGAUGUUCGCCACCACGUACAUGGCUACUGCUGGGGCCAUAGAUUAUACACUAAUACUGGUAUAGAUACGCCACUCUGAGAGCCAAAAUUCAGAAAACUAUAUUUCCCCCGCCGCUAGAUGGCGCGCAACUGGUAACAGAGCUAUAGGUGGCGCUAGUAGUACCAGAGUUACUUAAUUUGUCAUCUAUAAUAUAAAAAUGAAUCGCUAAAUGUGUUGGUAAGCGCAUAACUCAAGAACGCCUGGACCAAUUUGGCCAAUUCUUUUUCUGAUGUAUUUGUUAUUGUUACGAGAAGGUUCUUAUAAAGAAAAAAAAUAGGGUAGGGGGCGAGUUGGGUAGAGUAAGGUAGGAUAGCGUAGAGUAGUCAGUUCACGGAAGCGAAGCUGCGGGUAAAAGCUAGUCUUCAAUAAAAAAUCAUUGAAUGAUCAAAAACACAACAAUAAUUAUAAACUGAACUAAACUAAAAGUAAAUAGUUGUAAUUUCAAUCAUUUACUGAUUUAUUAAACGAUCUAGGGCUGAAAUAAUUCAAACUAAGCUAUUAUUUUCUUUUAUUUUUUUCUCUUAUUUUAAUAAUCAAAUGCUGGCUUUUUGAUUUGGCCAUUCCUAUCAAAACAUCUAAUUUUUCCAUUAAUAAGGACUGUGGCAGAUCGGACUGAUGGCCUUAUAUUAAAACACUGGACAAAGACGCAAGUGUUGUCUACAAACCGUGCCUAGAAGUAGUGUUGAGUUGUGUACGUUUUAAUUAAUUGUAUUUUGUGUAUUUGUUAUGACAUGAUUAUAUAAUUUUUUUUAAUUAAUGUGUUGCCUAAAUGUAUGUGUAUAUGUACUAAUACUAGAUUAUAAGCUGUUUAUGUCUUUACUAACAAUAAUGGAUUGUUUUAUCUGAAUUAAAAUUGAUUAUUAUUA
Molecule: messenger RNA, 7542 nt
Organism: Helicoverpa armigera (cotton bollworm)
Lineage: Eukaryota; Metazoa; Arthropoda; Insecta; Lepidoptera; Noctuidae
Exons: 2
Coding region: 172-4725 (1517 amino acids)
Source: RefSeq, a predicted model, not a curated record